Eleginops maclovinus (Patagonian blennie) is the source of this 5325-nucleotide messenger RNA. RefSeq names its product 3',5'-cyclic-AMP phosphodiesterase 7B-like. Gene Ontology annotation, molecular function: 3',5'-cyclic-AMP phosphodiesterase activity. The record is from RefSeq and is a predicted model, not a curated record. The coding region runs from base 422 to 2002 and encodes 526 amino acids. The transcript is spliced from 12 exons. Lineage: Eukaryota; Metazoa; Chordata; Actinopteri; Perciformes; Eleginopidae.
GGAGAGGAGGGGCUUUAUGACUCCACAACAACACCGGCGCGUGAGUAAGACCGUAGAGAGGAGAGGGAAUGCGGCAGAAGGAGGGAGCAGACCGUCAGAGAGAGGGAAAGAGACGGAUCCUCAUUUUAUAGUUUUUCCCGCUUCCUCACCCUCCAUCCUUCUAUCACUCUGCUUCUAAUUCCUCUGUCACUCUGUCUCCGCUGCUACUGGUGCUGUCUUUAUUCUUCUGUCCCACAUUCUGACUUGUUACUAUCUCUCUGUCUCUCCUCUUCCUCACCUAUGGACGUUGAGCUUUUCCCCCUUUCUUCUCUCCUCUUCUCCCCCUUUGUUUCUCCCUAUCCUUCUCAGUUUCCUUUUUUCCUUUGAUCUUUCCAUUCCUUGCACCUCGCUGUCACCUAUCCGUCGUCUUUCGGGUGCGAGGAUGCCAGUGCUAGAGGGGCUCUGGGGCCCCGAUAUCCAGAUGCGGGACUCCGGUCUAGGGGUCGAUGUCCGGGUCUGUCCGGAUGAGGCUCCCAGCCCGCCGGUCUGGGGGCCUCUAAGGACACCUCCUAUUACCUGUGGGGGCCUGUCGCUGGCCCUCGAGCUUCCCGCUCUGAUACGGCAGCUCAGGGCCGUCUGGAGGGCUCGCAGGGGAGGCCCCGGGGGCCCAGAGAAGAGCCAGGAGAGCACUUGGGUGGAAUCGGAGAAAGAGGAAGGGAAGCAAGGCGUAGAAGAUGGGAGCGCUCAUCUGGCAGCGGAUGGCAGACUGAACACCGGUCAUGCUGGGGUGUUGCUGGUUGAGAGACGAGGCUCCUACCCGCUGAUUGACCUGAGAAUCCUCAAAACCAGUGCCCAGCAGGGGGAGGUAGAGGCUGGCACCCGGAGAAAGGUGAAGCGUCAGCUGAGCUUCCAGAGAUACUGCCAGGCCUCCAGGCUGCUCAGGGGGGCCAUGCCCAACACCACCGGGUCCCUGCACCUACUGGACGAAAACUACCUGGGACAAGCUGCACACAUGCUAUCCAAAGUAGGCACAUGGAACUUUGACAUUUUCCUCUUCGAUCGUCUCACAAAUGGGAACAGCCUGGUGACUCUGAUGUGCCAUCUCUUCAAUGUGUACGGUCUCGUUCACCACUUCCAGCUGGACAUGAUCAAACUGCACCGGUUUCUCGGAAUGGUUCAAGACGACUACCACUCCCAGAAUCCCUAUCACAAUGCUGUCCAUGCAGCUGAUGUCACCCAAGCCAUGUACUGCUACCUGAAGGAGCCAAAGCUGGCCGAGCAGCUGAGUCCUCUGGACAUGUUCCUGGCUCUGAUGGCAGCAGCCGCUCACGACGUGGACCAUCCCGGAGUCAACCAGCCGUUCCUCAUCAAGACCAGACACCACCUGGCUUCCCUCUACCAGAACACGUCUGUGCUGGAGAGUCACCACUGGAGGUCCACCGUGGGCAUGCUGCGAGAGUCAGGACUGCUGUCCCACCUGCCUGCCGACAUCUCGCAGGACAUAGAGCAGCAGCUGGGCUCUCUCAUCCUCGCUACAGACAUCAGCAGGCAGAACGAGUUCCUGUCCACCUUCAGAGAACAUCUGGACAACCAGGACCUGGACCUUCAGCUCGCUUCACACAGACACUUUAUCCUGCAGAUCGCUCUGAAGUGCGCAGACAUCUGUAACCCAUGUCGGGUUUGGGAGCUGAGCAGACAGUGGAGCGAGAGGGUGUGUGAGGAAUUCUACAGGCAGGGAGACCUGGAGAGAAAGUUUGACAUGGAAGUCAGUCCUCUGUGUAACCAGCAGGCUGACUCUGUGCCAGCCAUCCAGAUAGGGUUCAUCUCCUACAUCGUGGAGCCUCUGUUUGACGAGUGGCACCGCUUCACUGAGCCCAGCCCGCUCAGCCACACCAUGAUGGGUCACAUACACAAGAACAAGGCGAGCUGGAGCCGCCUGCGAUACGCAAACACACCCUCAGACACACAAGCAGAAGAGCCUGAAGGGGGAGGAGGAAGAGGAGAGGUGGAAGGCAUCUCUUAAUUUUUCUCCCUUCCAUCAAGGUGUUUGAUCUUCCUUUGUAAACUGAGGAGAGGAGUGUUUUAUCCUCCUUGUUUGUCCUUCAGUAGUCUUACUCCCACUGCACUGGCUUGGAGGCUGGCUUCGGUUCAUACGGAAUGGCUCCCUCUGCUGGAGAGUACUGUAGCACUGCAAGGGGAAAAAGAAGACGCAGAAACAUUGAAGUGUGGGCAGAUGAAUGGAUAAUCUAAGUACAUAUUUGCCAAUUUGAAUAUAUAUAUUAUAUAAUAUUCGCUCUUUCCCCCAGUGAUGCCUGCUGCAAAUAGAAAAAGCAGGGAUUGAAAGAUUGAUUUUAAAGACAUAACACGGUAUAAAUGAUUUUGCACAAUGCUGCUUGAACAGCAAAGAAAGUAAAAAGCCAAACUUUUGUACGAGUCAGCUGGACGGUGCUGGAGACGGUGAAAAAUGAAUGAAAGAAGAAUAUAUCCGCCUUGCUUUUUCACCAACUAUUUAACUCUUUUCACUUUUUCUCUUUUUGUACAGCUUGCUUCUUCUAUUAGAGGCUCUUUCAUACAACAGUGUCACUUCUACUUUUCACUGAAGUGCGUUUUUAAAGUUGGUGUGUCAAGUACUAUAAACUUUACAACAUUUCUGUAUUUACCGUGUUAUUACUCAACUGACCCAUACAACUACUGACCCAGCUGGAUGUUUUUGAACUCACCAAUGUUGAAAAUACAAACAGAAGCCAUUUUUCUGAAGUGUUUGUGUUUAUGUAAUGCUAGUAACUGGUAUAAUCUGUAAAUACUUUUAUUUUCAACAUCAGCACUCCACAUGCCAAAAUCUCAGCAAUGCAGUUACAUUUGUUAUUGGAAAUAUAGAUAUUGGGACAUUUAAUUCUUACAGUGGUGUGACCUUUGCAACGACUCAUUUUGGAAGCAUUCGCUCACUUUACUAGCUCAUAUACAACUCAGCCUUGACAGCAAAUGUCUGUUAAUUUUUAUUUUUUAAUGAUGUUUGAACAAUUUCUGCCUAUUUUUAACUAAACCAACAUACUGUAACACAUAGCCAAGCACUACUGCAGCCUGCUUACGGUUUGAUCUUUUAACAGUCUCAGGGUCAGAUUGGUUGUUUCCCCCAGUGAGCAUUUGCAAGGCGCCAAUGUACUGUUCUGAGUACUGCUGUUACCUCUCUAAGGCUCUUAUUUUUCCUUCUUACAUUUGCUACAAGCCCUGUGUGCACAUCAUUAACUGCCACGUUCAUUCUUGGGUCAGCUUGUGAUUGCAAAUACCUCUAAUGGCCAAUAUUUCAUUCGUACUACGAUUAGACGGCAGACAUUUUUGCUUGUCAUAGUAGGAAACGCACAGGUGCAACUGAUUGUGCUAACGAGGGCUCUGUGUCCCAAUCGGCUAUGAUCGUUAACGGCACUUGGUAACACCUGUGCGUUUUUCUACAAUCACACGUCAAUAUUUCUGCUGAAAAACAUUCAAAUAAGAACACGAUAUACCAUCAUUCUUUCUACAUAUAUAUAUAAUAUAAGAUAUAUUUAAUUCAGGGUCUAAAAUGCUACUUAUACUUCUAUGUUAUUAAUACCUGUAUGAAGCUGAUAUAAAUGAUAUAAAACAAAGCCUAUAAAGAGUUUGUAUGCACUGUUUGGUCAAAUGUACCAGUGGUAUUUUUUUACCACUUUGAUAUAAAUAUCUAUCGUUGAGGUUGUCACGUUUAUGAAUCUAUUCUGUCACGGUCGAGGCUGUGUACUGUUACACGAUGCUAACAGAAGCCCCAGGUCUUCCCUGAGCUGUAGUCGAGCUUUAUGAUUCUAACAACCCAGCAAACACUGUGCAACACACAAUGUCAAAGUCUAUUAUCACACACGUAUAUACAAGUUAUCUUCAUAAAAAGUGUAAAAUAUAUAAACAGUAUAUAUCAAUGAACUCUUUGACAGCUUUUAGGCGUUUUCAAUGAGUCAGUGCAAUAAAGUUGAGUCACUGGAUAAGAUGUUAUAAGGUGACCAUAUUCAGAUCUUCCUCUUGUAAGGUAAAGUAUUGAUGUCUUCACUGUAAAUGGUUUAGCUGACAUUACUUCUGUAAGCACCGUUAUAGUGCACACUGUUGUCAUUAUCUCACAGAACUCCUGUACCAGCACUUAUUAACCAUGAAUCAUCCGGUGUGCUACCUAAAACAGCAAUAUGUUGUUAUUUCUGAGUGUAGACAAACUGAAGCUAAGACAAGAUGCCUCGUGCGACCUUCAAUACCUCUCACAACCAACACUGAUGCAGGGUCAAUAAGACAGACUUAGUGGUUUCACAAUAACAAAUAUGUGUGUUAAUACAGUUGUUUAUGCUGUGAUUAUCCUACCAUAUUCACUAUAUUUAUCAUCUUGUAAAAAAAAUGGUUUCUCAUAAAAUUACUGUAAUGGCCACAAGGGAUUUGUUAAGGCAAACCUGGUGUUAUAAACGGGCCUAAAGUUAUGUACCUUCUAGUCGACACAUAUGGUGGACAGUUGUUUUUUUUACCAGAAAUCCCAAUGUAUCUGUAAACUAUAAAUAUUUUGUAUGCAUAGUAUAUGUGGGGGUAUGUUCUCCCUUUUGAUACACUCUUAAUGCAUGUUCAAAAGUAGUCACUGUGCUCAAACGCUCCACCUCAUUUUUAACUGUGUAGUCCGACACCAUAAUCUCAGUCUUCACAUAUAUUUUAGUCGGUCGCCGGAUGUUUUGAAAGAUUGUCAUGCCAGUGCCAAAUUAUACGGUAGUAAUUAUAAAGUAUUGUUUUUGGCCUUAGUUUGUUUGAGUCAAUAUUGUGGUGACAUCAAUAUUUAGAUGUUUGUUUUUUUAUGUCCAUUUAUUGUUGAAUCUAUUAUCUCUUUCACUUGGUCUUCAUUAUCCAGUUUCUGUGGAGUUGUAACAUUUCCAUUUUCCUCGUAAUACUUUAAGCACAUUUUGUCACUGUUUGCUUGAAAGGUCAAAGUUCAUUCUUGACCGGCAGUUUAGAAAUGUAUGCAAAAACAAGGUUGAUGCUGUAACUGUUUUCCAAGCGUUAUCAUUUCCACCGUUGUCUUUGAGAUGAAGAUGUUUGUUAUGUCUUUCCAUUAUGACUAAGCACAGAUAGCUUCUUACUAUAUAGCACCAGAAAGCUAUUUUAUUACUAGCUACAUUUUUGAUUGAUGUUUUAAGGUGAAGUAUUCAUAUUGUUAAAAAUGAUCACUGAAUUUCAAAUGAAGCCUAGGAAUUAGGUACUUGUACUGGUGAGUUUAUGGACAUGUUUGCCAUCUGACUUCUUGACUGUACAACCAACUUCUGGGAACUCACCUUUGAGCACUGUGAACUUAUUAAAAAAACAUUUUUCAAUUAA